This is a messenger RNA of Nycticebus coucang (slow loris), 4243 nucleotides long. RefSeq names its product ATPase H+/K+ transporting non-gastric alpha2 subunit (gene ATP12A). Gene Ontology annotation, molecular function: ATP hydrolysis activity; ATP binding; P-type sodium:potassium-exchanging transporter activity. The record is from RefSeq and is a predicted model, not a curated record. The coding region runs from base 245 to 3361 and encodes 1038 amino acids. The transcript is spliced from 24 exons. Lineage: Eukaryota; Metazoa; Chordata; Mammalia; Primates; Lorisidae. Gene Ontology annotation, cellular component: membrane. Gene Ontology annotation, biological process: sodium ion export across plasma membrane; proton transmembrane transport; intracellular potassium ion homeostasis.
UGCAGCUGCUCUGGGCCACGGCAGCCCCCGCCCCCCGGUCUGCUUACAUAUUUUUUAUAAGUUCCUUUGCUGCGCAGCGCCCAGCGAUCUGCUGCGGAGGUGCGUUCGGGGUCCUCCAGCGCUAACACCGUUGACUCCGCCGCCGCCACACGGGAUCUCUGCCCCGAGCUCCGCAGUCACCGCCGCCACACGGGACCUCUGUCCGGAACGCCGCAGUCGCCGCCGCGGCGCCAGCAUCCGCAGCAUGCGCAAGAAAGCACUAGAAAUUUACUCUGUGGAGCUCAAUGGAACUAAAGACAUUGAGAAAACAGACAAGGAGGAUGGCAAGGAAAAGUACAGGGGCCUGAACAAAUGCCUGGAACACAGAAAGAAUCAUCAGAAAGAAGAGUUUAAGAAAGAACUCGACCUGGAUGACCACAAACUUAGCAAUAAGGAAUUGGAAAAGAAAUAUGGGACAGACAUCAUUAUGGGUCUCUCCAGCUCCAGAGCUGCUGAGCUGCUGGCACGGGAUGGGCCCAAUGCCCUCACCCCUCCCAAGCAGACGUCGGAGAUCAUCAAGUUCCUCAAGCAGAUGGUGGGAGGCUUCUCCAUCCUUCUGUGGGUGGGAGCCUUCUUAUGCUACAUCGCCUUUGGGAUUCAGUACUCCAACAACACGUCGUCAUCCCUGGACAGUGUGUACUUGGGCUCCGUACUCAUCCUGGUCGUCAUUUUAACAGGGGUUUUUGCUUAUUACCAAGAGGCAAAAAGCACCAACAUCAUGUCCAGCUUCAGUAAGAUGAUCCCUCAGCAAGCCCUUGUCAUCCGAGAUUCCGAGAAGAAGGUAAUCCCCGCAGAGCAGCUUGUGGCAGGGGAUAUCGUGGAGGUUAAAGGGGGAGACCAGAUCCCUGCGGACAUCAGGGUGCUGUCUGCCCAGGGGUGCAGGGUAGAUAAUUCAUGUCUCACAGGGGAAUCUGAACCCCAGUCCCGCUGCUGUGAGUUCACUCAUGAAAACCCCCUGGAAACAAAAAACAUCUGCUUCUAUUCUACAACCUGUCUGGAAGGCACUGCCACUGGCUUGGUCAUCAGCACAGGUGACCGCACCAUCAUUGGUCAUAUUGCCUCCUUGGCGUCAGGAGUUGGAAAUGAGAAGACACCUAUUGCCGUUGAGAUCGAGCACUUUGUUCACAUUGUGGCAGGAGUGGCCGUCUCCAUUGGCGUCCUCUUCUUCAUCAUCGCAGUGUCCCUAAAGUAUCAAGUCCUGGAUGCCAUCAUCUUCCUCAUUAGCAUCAUCGUGGCCAAUGUGCCUGAGGGCCUCCUGGCCACUGUCACUGUGACACUGUCACUGACCGCCAAACGGAUGGCCAAGAAGAACUGCCUGGUGAAGAACCUGGAGGCCGUGGAGACCCUUGGUUCUACCUCCAUCAUCUGCUCAGACAAGACUGGGACUCUGACACAGAAUAGGAUGACUGUGGCCCAUCUGUGGUUUGACAAUCAGAUCUUCGUGGCUGACACUAGUGAAGACCAUUCAAACCAACUCUUUGACCAAAGUUCUAGGACUUGGGCCUCCUUAUCCAAGAUAAUAACACUGUGUAACCGAGCCGAGUUCAAGCCAGGACAGGAAAGUGUCCCCAUCAUGAAGAAAAUUGUGGUUGGAGAUGCCUCAGAAACUGCUCUUUUGAAGUUCUCAGAGGUCAUUUUGGGUGAUGUGAUGGAAAUUAGAAAAAGAAAUCGUAAAGUAGCUGAAAUCCCUUUUAACUCUACUAACAAAUAUCAGCUCUCCAUACAUGAGACAGAGGACCCCAACGACAAGCGCUUCCUCAUGGUGAUGAAGGGAGCCCCCGAGCGGGUCUUAGAGAAGUGCAGCACCAUCAUGAUCCACGGAGAGGAGCAGCCACUGGACAAGAGCACCGCCAAGGCCUUCCACACAGCCUACAUGGAGCUGGGCGGGCUGGGUGAGCGUGUGCUGGGUUUCUGUCACCUCUACCUGCCAACAGACAAAUUUCCAGAAAACUACUCAUUUGACAUAGACACCAUGAACUUUCCCACCUCCAACCUGUGUUUUGUGGGGCUCUUGUCAAUGAUUGACCCUCCUCGCUCCACUGUGCCAGAUGCAGUCACCAAAUGUCGGAGUGCAGGAAUCAAGGUUAUCAUGGUUACUGGCGAUCAUCCCAUCACAGCCAAAGCCAUCGCCAAGAGUGUGGGGAUCAUUUCAGCCAACAGUGAGACAGUGGAAGACAUUGCUAAUCGCCUCAACAUUGCUGUGGAGCAAGUUAACAAGCGGGAUGCCAAAGCUGCUGUGGUGACCGGCCAGGAGCUGAAGGACAUGAGCCCAGAGCAGCUGGAUGGGAUCUUAGCCAAUUACUCGGAAAUUGUCUUUGCCCGGACAUCCCCGCAGCAGAAGCUGAUCAUAGUGGAGGGCUGCCAGAGGCAGGAUGCAGUUGUCGCUGUGACAGGGGAUGGAGUAAAUGACUCUCCAGCUCUAAAGAAGGCAGAUAUUGGGAUUGCCAUGGGGAUCACAGGUUCGGAUGCAGCCAAAAAUGCUGCUGACAUGGUCCUGCUGGACGACAAUUUCGCAUCCAUAGUCACAGGGGUAGAGGAAGGCCGACUUAUCUUUGACAACCUGAAGAAGACUAUCGCUUACACCCUGACCAAGAACAUUGCUGAGCUCUGCCCCUUUCUGAUCUACAUCAUUGUCGGGCUGCCCCUGCCCAUCGGCACCAUCACCAUCCUGUUCAUUGACCUGGGCACAGAUAUAAUCCCCUCAAUUGCCUUGGCCUACGAGAAAGCUGAAAGUGACAUCAUGAACAGGAAGCCACGUCACAAGAAGAGGGACAGACUAGUGAACGCACCACUUGCUGUGUACUCCUACCUGCACAUUGGCCUCAUGCAAGCCCUGGGAGCUUUCCUUGUGUAUUUCACCGUCUAUGCACAGGAGGGCUUUCUGCCUAUCUCUCUCAUUAACCUGCGGGUAGAAUGGGAAAAAGACAACGUAAACGACUUGGAAGACAGCUAUGGGCAGGAAUGGACGAGGUACCAGCGGAGACACCUGGAAUGGACAGGCUACACAGCUUUCUUUAUUGGCAUCCUGGUCCAGCAGAUAGCAGAUCUGAUCAUUAGGAAGACCCGGAGGAAUUCCAUCUUCCAGCAGGGCCUCUUCAGAAAUAAAGUCAUCUGGGUGGGGAUUGCCUCGCAGAUUUUCAUUGGGCUGAUCCUGUCCUAUGGCCUUGGAAGCGUCACAGCCCUGAGUUUCGCUGUGCUUAGGCCUCAGUACUGGUUUGUGGCUGUGCCACAUGCCAUCCUGAUCUGGGUAUAUGAUGAGGUGCGGAAACUCUUCAUCAGGCUCUACCCUGGAAGCUGGUGGGAUAAAAACAUGUAUUACUGAGACCACCUCACUUCCAGCCCUCCUAAGGGCACAUGGUUCAUGCUCUUGUUCAUCUUCUGGGCACUUGAUGGGAGAUUCCAAUCAGUGUAAACAUCAUCAAAAUUCAUGUGAGAAAACAUUCGUGAAGAGUACCGUAUGAACAACACUCAGUGAUGUUUUGUACUUAAAGCUGAGAUUCAACUAUUUAUAUAUGAUUUUCAUCUCUAUCUCCAUCUCCUUAUUUUAAAAUGUGUGAAUUUCAAGGUUGCGGUAUAGGGAAGGAUACAUUUCUAUGUAUACAAAGUGCCUUGAUGUUAAAUAUCCGUGUAACCCAGGUGUCUGCAGGGGUCUACUUCAGAUGGGAUUGCUUCAGGUGAGACUGCUCAGGCACCAUUCCCACAUCCUGCUAAAGCCCCAGUGGCCCCUUAGACUUUUGCAAAUUCCCUAGAACAUACAUGUUCAUGGUCACCUGGCUCAACAAAGGCUAAUUCAGCUGAAGACUUAAAGGAGAUGGAUGUGGUGGCAGGUAUAUCGCAGCAGCAUAGAUUUCUCAGUCAGAGAUGUCCUUCUUGAAGGCUCUUGCUAUUCAGCCAUGAUGGCUUCCUUGGCAGUGUCACCCCCUCCCCACCUCUCCAGUCCUUGUGUUUGUUUCCUCCACAGUCACCCUCCCACACACACUCUUACCACCAAACUGAGCUCCAGUUCCAUUUUGCACAUCCCAACUCAAUGCUCCACUGACCCAAAUGGGCUUUUUUCCCCAGGUUCCCACCCCAGCAGAGAGGUAUUGUGGCUUCAAUAGUAAAUAUUUAUUUCUUGUAAAAGUUUCCAGGUGUUCUCCAGAGAAAAUGUUAUGUCAGUCAUAUUCUGUGUAAAAAGUCCAGAGAGUCCUUGUUUUUAAGUAAA